Messenger RNA from Oncorhynchus masou masou (cherry salmon), 3558 nucleotides. RefSeq names its product septin-10-like. Gene Ontology annotation, molecular function: GTPase activity; molecular adaptor activity; GTP binding. The record is from RefSeq and is a predicted model, not a curated record. Bases 102 to 1379 code for a protein of 425 amino acids. Gene Ontology annotation, biological process: cytoskeleton-dependent cytokinesis; intracellular protein localization. The transcript is spliced from 10 exons. Gene Ontology annotation, cellular component: septin ring; septin complex; microtubule cytoskeleton. Lineage: Eukaryota; Metazoa; Chordata; Actinopteri; Salmoniformes; Salmonidae.
UCCUUAUAAACCCCACUGAAGAAGAAGCGAGCUAUAAGUCUCCUCCGUUUAUGACAUCUACUUUGUUUUGAGAUUUCUUUCUAAAAAUAUAUAUCCAAACUAUGUCUUCCUCUGAUGUUGCGCGGCACCUGGGAGCACAUCCCCUCUCUCUGUCUGGCCAUGUUGGGUUUGACAGCCUUCCAGACCAGCUGGUCAACAAGUCCACCUGCCAAGGCUUCUGUUUCAACAUCCUCUGUAUAGGUGAGACUGGUAUUGGUAAGUCGACCCUGAUGGACACACUGUUCAACACUAACUUUGAGAACUGUGAGUCGUCCCACUUCGAGCCACAGGUGAAGCUGCGAGCCCAGACAUACGACCUGCAGGAGAGUAAUGUCAAACUCAGACUCACAGUAGUCAACACUGUUGGCUUUGGAGACCAGAUGAACAAACAGGACAGCUACCAGCCGGUGGUGGACUAUAUAGACCGUCAGUAUGAGACUUAUCUCCAGGAGGAGUUGAAGAUCAAGAGAAGCCUCCAUAACUACCACGACUCCCGGCUCCAUGCCUGUCUCUACUUCAUAUCACCCUCCGGACACUCCCUCAAGUCCCUGGACCUACUCACUAUGAAGAAACUAGACAGCAAGGUGAACAUCAUCCCAGUGAUAGCCAAGGCGGACACCAUCUCUAAGAGUGAGCUGCACAAGUUUAAGCUCAAGAUCAUGAGUGAGCUGGUCAGUAACGGAGUUCAGAUCUACCAGUUCCCUCUGGACGAUGAGACUGUAGCCAAGGUUAACACUACCAUGAAUGGCCACCUGCCGUUUGCUGUAGUGGGUAGUACAGAGGAGAUGAUGGUGGGGAACAAAAUGGUGAAGGCUCGCCAGUACCCCUGGGGCGUAGUGCAAGUGGAGAACGAGAGUCACUGUGACUUUGUGAAACUGCGUGAAAUGCUGAUCUGUGUGAACAUGGAGGACCUGAGAGAGCAGACUCACACACGUCACUAUGAACUGUACCGCCGCUGCAAGCUAGAGGAGAUAGGCUUCAGAGACACAGACCCUGAGAGCAAACCUGUCAGCCUUCAGCAGACAUAUGAAGCAAAGCGUACAGAGUUUCUGGGGGAACUUCAGCGGCGAGAGGAGGAGAUGAGACAGCUGUUUGUCCAGAGAGUCAAAGAGAAGGAGGCUGAACUCAAAGAUGCUGAGAGAGGGCUGCAGGGAAGGUUUGAGCAGCUGAAGCGGUUGCAUGCGGAGGAGAGGGGUGCGUUGGAGGAGAAGAGACGAGUUCUAGAGGAGGAACAAAGUUCCUUCAGUAAGAGACGAGCUGCAGCCCAGCUACUGCAGGCCCAGAACCUUAAUGCUAACGGGAAGAAGGACAAGGACCGCAAGAACUCUGGGUUCAUGUGAAGAUCAGCGUGACUUGGAUCAAAACAACCAUCUAGUCCUCUAUUCUGCCCUCGUUGGCUAGAUUCUAGAGCUAAAUAGAAAUUAAUUUAACAGAGCCUGCUAACUUCAAAUUUCUUACUUUAUAAAGAAAGGAACAACAAUAAGCAUUUUAAAACUGACUGUACUGUCAACAGCCCAUAAGACAUCAGUCUUCAGAUGUAAGUUAUGAGGCUCACGUGUUAUUCUUGUUCUGGUUUUGGUGGUGUAAGUUUAUAUUCAAAAUGUUUUACCAUCCAGAAAACUAUUUUUAAAAACAAUAUAAAGUAAUAUUGUGCCACUGCUAAAUGCACACGUAGGGGAAACACUGCUUUGAUGUUCAGUGACAGAUUAUUAUGUUAUUUUAUACUUCAUUUUAGUGGCAUUUUGCUUUAUAUAUCCCUGUAUUUUAUAUCUCCCUCUAUUAACCCCUGCAACUAUAGGUCACCAGUAGCCUUGCAGUUUUGCCAAUGAAUUCCCUUUUUACUUGCUUUAGACUUUACUGACUGUUUCGCUACCAUUUAUUAGUAAAGAAUUAUUAAUUGGGUUGUAAAUUUAUUUAGGAAUUGGAUGGGAUUUAUGUAAAUUUACACUCGUUAGGUAUAUUCAUUUUCCUUCUUAGGGAGAGUUUAACCAAUGAUUAUAUUCCAGUGAAACAUAAUGCUAUGCCAAACUGAAACACUUGAGUGCUUAAAGUCUUUGUGUGCCUUACAUGUGAUAUUUAUAUGGACUCACUAUAGACCAGCACCGAUCAGGGUACUGUUUACACAAGCGAUGUCAUGUUUACAUGUUUUAACUACCCCAGUCAGACUCCUCUUCAUUCCACUGUCCCUUCACUCAUUUGGCAUGCAUUUGAUAAACAGUGUUAUCGGGGAAAGAUUUUAAUGUCUAACAAAUGUAUUUUUCAUAAGUUCUUUUAAACCAGUGUCCUAUGCAUUGUGUGCAAUUUGUUCUCAGUUUUAAAUAAAUAAAUUGUCUAUGUAGUGAAACUGACCUGCAGUAUUAUGUUUUUCCAACAGUAUUUCUCAUUAUUUAUAUAAAAGCAGUUAAAACUCUGCCUCUUUUUUUUCUUUUGUUGAUGUCUAGGCUACUUAAAAAGUGUUUUCUGCUCUAGUACUGACUGAGGUGAUACAGUAUCUGCAGUGUUUUUUUUUUCUUGACAUUUUAUUUACUCUCUCCUGACACCCUGAUCUAGAUGUCUUCUCACUUCCCAAAAUUGAGAUCCGAACUGAAUUGACCCUGACACAAUCGGUCGUAAAAAUAAAUCCGAUUCGGACCUGAGUUGGGUAUGACGUUACAAACUUGGCCCACCUGUAUUUAGUGAGUUUCUCCCAUUCUCUGCAGAUCCUCUCAAGCUCUGUCAGGUUAGAUGGGGAACGUCGCUGCACAGCUAUUGUCAGGUCCCUCCAUACAUGUUCAAUCGGGUUCAAGUCCGGGCUCUGGGUGGGCCACUCAAGGACAUUCAGCGACUGGCCUGAAGCCUCUCCUGUGUUGUCUUGGUUGUGUGCUUAGGGUGGAUGUCCUGUUGGAAGGUGAACCUUCGCCCCAAUAUAAGUUAUUGAGAGCUCUGGAGCAGGUUUUCAUCAAGGAUCUCUGUACUUUGCUCCUUUCAUCUUUGCCUCGACCCUGACUAGUCUCCCAGUCCCUGCCGCUGAAAAAAAUUCCCACAGCAUGAUGCUGAAACCACCAUGCUUCAUUGUAGGGAUGGUGUCAGGUUUCCUCCAGACAUGAUGCUUGGCAUUCAGGCCAAAGAGUUCAAUCUUGGUUUCAUCAGACCAGAGAAUCUUGUUUCUCAUGGUCAGUCAUUUGGUGCCUUUUGGCAAACUCCCAAGUGGACUGUCAUAGGCGUAUUACUGAGCAGUGGCUUCUGUGUGGCCUGAUUGGUGGAGUGCUACAGAGAUGGUUGUCCUUCUGGAAGGUUCUCCCAUCUUCAGAGGAUCUCAAGAACUCUGUCAGUGACCAUCAGGUUCUUUGUCACCUCCCUGACCAAGGCCCUUCUCCCCUGAUUGCUCCAAUCAAGUUGUAGAAACAUCUGAAGGAUGAUCAAUGGAAACAGGAUGAACCUGAGCUACAUUUUGAGUCUUUUACCAAAGGGUCUGAAUACUUAUGUAAAUAAGGAAUUUCUGUUUUAUUUUGAAUAAAUGUGCAAAAAUGUCUAACCCUU